Liolophura sinensis is the source of this 2826-nucleotide messenger RNA. RefSeq lists its product as uncharacterized. Gene Ontology annotation, biological process: cell surface receptor signaling pathway; G protein-coupled receptor signaling pathway. The transcript is spliced from 2 exons. Gene Ontology annotation, molecular function: G protein-coupled receptor activity. Gene Ontology annotation, cellular component: membrane. The coding region runs from base 1 to 2826 and encodes 941 amino acids. Lineage: Eukaryota; Metazoa; Mollusca; Polyplacophora; Chitonida; Chitonidae. The record is from RefSeq and is a predicted model, not a curated record.
AUGUCCGUGCCAUCACACAGGACUAUAGUGGCACUGCAAGGUGAGCCAGUGACCUUGUGGACCAUUCUUCGUCCAUGGCUGGUAUUCAUCUUAAUAUCCGGACUUACGUCUGGCAAUGAGACUGGUCAUUCCACAACGCCCAACAGACUUCCGACGGUGUCAUCUACGGAGAACCCACGUCUUCCAGGAUUCAACGAGGUACCGAUAACAACAACAACCGACACUAAAACAACAACAGCUGCGUUUACGGUCCAGGGUUUUCUGGAUGAGGCCGUCAAUGAGUAUACAUUUGACAUCUCUCUGUCCGCUCACCAGACUGUGCUGGAGGCCACGGCCUUCGUGUGUGGGAAGUCAUAUCUCUGUGACUCAGGUGAGACUUGGGAGGAUACGGAGAGUUCGGACUGUUUCGCUUGCCAGUUUCCGUGUUCCUGUGAGACGGGCUGUCAUUUGUACGGAGACUGCUGUGCUGACCGAGUCUACAACGCAUCGGGAACUCUAGCACAGCCCAAAACCAAGUGCGUCCUUAUCGGCGACAUGUCCGUUUUUAUGGUAACUGGUUGCUCGAACCUCAAAACCAACGACAAAGAGUAUGCGGAUCUUAACCUGUGUGAAAGUCCAGACACAUCCAAGAUUGAGCAGGCCAAACCUGUCAGUGUUGUUAGGUCACAAAUCACCUACAGGAACCGGUUUUGUGCAAUGUGUAAUGGACAUUUCGAACACGAUCUUGAGCCGUGGAGACACGAGAUCACGUGCAAGAACAAUGUAUCAGCUGCCAGAGAGCAGUGGGGCCCAGAGGAACUAUCAAAGCACGGCUGCUCCGUGAAUUUCAGUCCCCCAAACGAGGUUACUCCUAGAUAUUGCCCCGCAGGACUAGUUGAUACUUGUCCAACUGGCAACAGCAUUGCCAGCACAAUCUGUGAGCAGUUCGCCAAUCCGAUAAUACAUAACGGUGUCAUUUACAAGAAUAUAUUCUGUGCUGCUUGUAAUGGAAUUGUCUUGGCUAAAAACCAACUGUGUUUUCCUCCAUCUGAUCCAAAGGGUAAUAUACAACUGACUCAAAGACCCCUCAACGCUUUUAUGAACUUUGACCCCAUGUUUGAACCGGAAGUGAAUGACGAUGAACUUGAGGUUAACCGGCUGUGUGAAUUGGGCAGGGUUUAUGACCCUUUUGAGAACCAAUGUAUCUCACCUCUGUGCCAGGAAAGACGCACCUUCAUCCGAGGACGAUGCGAGCCCGUGUUUACAACAGCUAAGGGGUUAGGAUUCUCCGUAUUCUACAUCAUGAAACCAACUCACGGAAUACCAAAUUGGGAUUCGCUUAUAACACAAUACGAAGUUCUGGUCAGAAAACUCCUCGAACCGUUACUCCCUUAUUUCAUACGGCGAAUGGAAUUUCAAAUCUUCACGGCCGUUGACGGUGUGGGCAAAGAAACGUUUGAGGGCACGUCGGUGACGGCUGAGAUUUUAGUUAUGCAGGAUAUCUCCCUUAGGGAUACAGAGGAGAUACUGCAAAAUCUGCAGGUUUUGUCAUGGGCGUUCAUGGGGGCCGGAGAGGACACGCUGAUCACAUCAGCACCGCGCACCUGUUCCUCCCCACGUGAAGAGAUUACCUUUGAUCACAUCAGAGAACAGCUACUUCAUGACUCACUGGACGCCAUUACCAGUCAGUGUGACCAGACGUGUGUCAGUCACAUAGAAUAUACAACUGUUGACGUGUCCUUGGACUGCCCCUACAUUGAGGUUGAUAUUCUGAAAUCUAAGUUACGCUACAUCAAGGAAAAUUCCACCCUCGUUUCCGAUGAUGAGGGAUUGUUGUUAAAUGACUCCACACUGACUGUGUGCCGUGAUACUCUACAGAUAUGCAUAGGAACGUUGGAUAAUCUGCAGAGAGUGGCUGUUUUUGAGUCAGUGCCGGCCGAAAACAAAUCUCAGGUGGAAAUGAAGCAGGUAGAACCCAUGGCACUGACGAUAACAUCUACCGUGUGUGUUAGUGUGUCUUUAGCAGCACUCCUGUUCGCCUUCCUUCUCUACUGUUACCUACCAGAGUUACGAACAGCUCCCGGUAAAAACAACAUGUUUGUGAUUUUCCACCUUUUCUUUGCCCAGUUAUUUUUCCUGUCCGGAAUCGGAGCCACCGAAAAUAUUGGCGCUUGUAAAACUAUCGGUAUUUUGAUCCACUAUUUCUGGACGUCAUCAUUUUUCUGGUUGACUGUCUGUAUUCAUCAUGUCUACGCAGAUCUGAGGAAGAUUCUCGAGAAUAAAGACGACACGACUGACUUGAGAAGUGUCAUGAUGCGAAAUGUGUUAAUCUCAAAUGGCUUGCCUGUCGUCACCAUAAUUCUGUGCAUUGCUUACAACUUGGCUAACUCUCAUGGGACGGUCAUCGGUUAUGGUAACGCUGUUUGUUUCCUCAGCAAGUUGGGGGACAUUGGGUUAUACUUUGGUGGGCCUCUUGGGGUAGCUUUAGCUUGCGCUGUAUACUUCUUCAUUCAAACUGUUGGAGUAUUGUCACAGAUACCAGAUGCUGUCCAGGUUUCGAACAAGACAAAGAAAGCACUAGUCAUGGUUUACCUGAAGUUAGCAGUUUUGCUGUCAGUUGCCUGGCUAUUCGGAAGUUUUGCCGCCGCAUUUCAGUCUCACGUCCUGUGGUACAUCUUCGUCAUACUGAAUGCGGCUCAAGGCAUUUUUGCCUUCGUCUCAUUCUGUGUUAACGAUCAAACAUGGGAGAUGCUGAAGGAAAAGUUUGAACAAAUUGCUCCAGCAAAGAAGUCGAUGUCACACACGUCAAGCGGGACGUCCAUCAGUACGAUGUCAUCAAUGCUCUAG